Messenger RNA from Leucoraja erinaceus (little skate), 3109 nucleotides. It is a transcript of the gene dis3, whose product is annotated as DIS3 exosome endoribonuclease and 3'-5' exoribonuclease. The transcript is spliced from 21 exons. Gene Ontology annotation, molecular function: 3'-5'-RNA exonuclease activity; endonuclease activity; RNA binding. Gene Ontology annotation, cellular component: nuclear exosome (RNase complex); cytoplasmic exosome (RNase complex). Gene Ontology annotation, biological process: rRNA catabolic process. The record is from RefSeq and is a predicted model, not a curated record. Lineage: Eukaryota; Metazoa; Chordata; Chondrichthyes; Rajiformes; Rajidae. Bases 88 to 2988 code for a protein of 966 amino acids.
ACGUUUACCUCCCCCCCCCCUCCCUAGCUGAUGCCUGCUCGUCGCUAGCGGCGGAUUUUAACAUCUCGUUUUAUUUUGGAAGAAUCAAUGUUGAAGUCCAAAGUCUUCGUGAAGAAGACGAGGUCGGGAGGAGUGCUGAAGAUCGUCCGUGAGCACUACCUGCGGGACGACAUCGUGUGCGGCUGGCAGCCGUGCGAGGAGUGCGAGGCUCUGGCCCAGGACCAGGACCAGGACCAGGCCCCUGACCGGGCCCACCUCAACGACGAGCCCCUCAGCAGCAGCGAGCUCUGCCCGCAACCCCACUUCGUUCUGCCCGACACCAACGUGGUACUUCACCAGAUUGAUAUCCUUGAAGAUCCUGCGAUUCAGAAUGUGAUAAUUCUGCAGACAGUGUUGCAAGAAGUCAGACAUCGAAGUGCUCCAGUAUACAAAAGAAUCAAGGAUGUAAUUCACAACCCUGAUAAGCAUUUUUACACUUUCACAAAUGAACAUCACAAAGAUACCUACAUAGAACAAGAACAAGGUGAAGGAGCAAAUGACAGAAAUGAUCGAGCAAUACGAGUAGCAGUGAAAUGGUAUAAUGAGCAUCUGAAAAAGUCACAAAACAGCGAUGUGCACAUUCAGGUUAUCUUAAUGACAAAUGACAGAAAGAAUAAAGAGCGUGCUGUUGAAGAUGGCCUGACUGCAUUUACUUGUGAUGAAUAUAUCAAAAGUUUGGCUGGAAAUCCUGAACUAAUUGAUAGACUGGCUUGCAUUUCUGAUGCUACUAAAGAAAUAGAGAGCAGUAAGCUGAUUUUUACAGAACAUUUGGCUCUGUCCAAAAUACAACAAGGUUUGAAGUCUAAUUCUUACCUCCAAGGAACCUUUCGAGCCAACAGAGACAAUUAUCUGGAAGCUACAGUCUGGGUCCAUGGUGAAGAAGGAAAAAGCAAAGAGAUCCUUAUUCAGGGGCUGAAGCAUCUAAAUCGUGCUGUUCAUGAAGAUACAGUAGCCGUAGAAUUGCUGCCCAAAGAAAUGUGGAUUGCACCAUCAGCAGUUGUACUUCAAGAUGAAGGACAAGUUGAAGAAGAUGGAGAGGAUGAGCAAGAACGACUUAUGAAGAAUGCUACAACUAAGAAUUUUUCAAAGCCAACGGGUAGAGUUGUUGGGAUAAUUAAAAGGAACUGGAGACCAUUCUGUGGCAUGAUUUCAAAGUCAUUAAUUAAAGAGUCAACAAGGCAUUUGUUCACACCGGCAGACCGCAGGAUCCCUAGGAUUCGAAUAGAAACGCGACAGGCCGAGACACUUGAGAAGCAGAGAAUAAUUGUUGUAAUUGAUGGUUGGCCAAGAAAUUCUCGCUAUCCCAAUGGCCACUUUGUCAGAAGUCUUGGGAUCGCUGGCAGUAAAGAAACGGAAACUGAAGUUCUUCUGUUGGAGCAUGAUGUCCCCCAUCUGCCUUUCUCACAGGCUGUUCUUAGUUUUCUACCUAAGAUGCCUUGGGAAAUCACAGAACAGGAUUUGAAGGAACGGUUGGAUCUAAGGCAUCUCCAUAUCUGCAGUGUGGAUCCUCCUGGAUGUACUGAUAUUGAUGAUGCUCUACACUGUAGAGAAUUAGAGAAUGGAAAUCUAGAGGUCGGGGUACAUAUAGCAGAUGUGAGCCAUUUCAUUCGCCCAGGAAAUGCACUGGAUCAAGAGUCAGCAAAUCGGGGAACUACCGUUUAUCUUUGUGACAAGAGAAUUGACAUGGUUCCAGAACUGCUCAGCUCGAAUCUUUGUUCUUUAAGAUCCAACGUGGAUAGGUUUGCAUUUUCUUGCAUUUGGGAAAUGACACACAAUGCUGAAAUCCUACGUACUACGUUUACAAAAAGUGUAAUUGAUUCUAAGGCGUCACUUACAUAUGUUGAAGCACAGAUGAGAAUUGAUGAUGAAAACAUGAUUGAUGAGGUAACAAAAGGACUUCGACGCUUAAAUAAACUAGCAAAAAUUCUGAAAAAGCAAAGGAUUGACAAAGGUGCUCUCACGUUAUCUUCUCCAGAAGUUCGAUUUCAUAUAGACAGUGAGACUCAUGAUCCUAUUGAUCUGCAAACCAAAGAAUUAAAAGAAACCAAUUCAAUGGUAGAGGAGUUCAUGUUGCUGGCAAAUAUCUCAGUUGCACAGAAAAUUUAUGAAGAAUUUUCAGAAUGUGCACUCCUCAGAAAGCAUCCAGCACCUCCUCCAUCUAACUACGACAUCCUUGUUAAAGCAGCAAGUUCCAAAAAUUUAAUCAUCCAGACAGAUUCAGCAAAGGCUCUGGCACAGUCUUUGGAUCAAGCAGAGGUUCCAGGAUCCCCAUAUUUGAACACACUCCUGCGAAUCCUGACCACGCGUUGUAUGAUGCAGGCUGUGUACUUUUGCUCAGGAAUGGACACCGACUUUCACCAUUUUGGUCUGGCUUCACCCAUCUACACUCACUUUACAUCACCAAUCAGAAGGUAUUCAGAUAUAAUAGUACAUCGCCUCUUAGCUGUGGCAAUCGAUGCUGACUCCACCUAUCCAGAUAUCAUGGAUAAACACAAACAACAAGCUUUGUGUAAUAACCUCAAUUAUCGGCAUAAAAUGGCACAAUAUUCCCAGCGAGCUUCUGUGGCAUGCCACACCCAGUUAUUCUUUAAACACAAAGGAAUUGUUGAUGAAAUUGGUUACAUUCUUUUUGUGAAAAAGAAUGCUAUUGUGGUGCUCAUUCCGAAGUUUGGGUUGGAGGGAACAGUUUUCUUUGAAGAGAAAGGCAAGCAAUCCCUAAAGAUGCAGUACAAUGAAGAGAUUCCAUCUAUAACAGUGGAAGGGACAUUAUUCAAAAUGUUUGACAAGGUAACUGUGACAAUCACAUUGGAUUCAUCAAAUAUGCAGCACCAGAAAAUCAGAAUGGGAUUGGUUGAUCCAGUGAUUCCUGGAGUCAGCAUCCCAAGAUCUACUCCACAGCAAAGCAAAGCCAAUGAAGAACCUAAAGUGAAGAAAGCCAGGCAUAUCUAGGAAGGUUAUUUAUUGGAAUACCGAUUGGCCUUUGCCUACUUCCGAUGUAUGAGGGAAGUCAUUUGGAGGAUCUUUUUGUAUUUACAUGUAUUCUUUUGAAUAAACUUUUAUACACACUGUU